GCUUUUCGUGGCUUUGUUUGGCUAGACCUGGAAGGAUGAGGCCGGUGUUCUGCGGAAAUUUCGACUACGAUACUCGCCAAUCGGAGCUGGAGCCUUUUGGCAGAUAUGGAAGGGUGGACCGCAUCGACGUGAAAUCUGGGUAUGCUUUUGUUUAUUUUGAAGAUGAACAUGAUGCUGAAGAUGCCAUACGAGGCCUUGAUGAUAUUCCAUUUGGCUAUAGUAGGCGCAGGCUGUCUGUUGAGUGGUCAAGGCAAGGAGAACGUGGUCCACGACAUGGCUUUAGGUCAAUGACAAACAUGAGGCCCACUAAAACACUUUUUGUUAUCAAUUUUGAUCCAAUCCGGACUAGGGUCAGGGACAUUGAAAGGCAUUUUGAACCUUAUGGGAAGAUUUUGAAUGUUCAGAUCAGGAGGAACUUUGCAUUCGUGCAGUUUGAAACCCAGGAGGAAGCCACAAAGGCCCUUGAAUGUACAAAUAUGAG
This is a messenger RNA of Elaeis guineensis (African oil palm), 481 nucleotides long. The record is from RefSeq and is a predicted model, not a curated record. NCBI's taxonomy places the organism in Eukaryota, Viridiplantae, Streptophyta, Magnoliopsida, Arecales, Arecaceae.